CAAGCACGGCAGUGUUGUUGUUUUCUCAAGUUUUAUCCUGAUUUUUAUUGAAUUUAUUUGAUUUAUCUUUCUAUAAAGUGUAUAAAGUGAAAAUAGAAUGACGACGAAUAAGGAAUUGUGUGUAAAUAAGAGGAAUAAAUUACUGUCCAAGGAGGAAUUGGAGGGAAUGUCCAAAGAGGAAUUAAUUGACAAAGUCAUCCAGCUUCAAGCUCACAAUCUCCAGCUCAAGAAUAUAAUACAAAAACGGGAUCCGGACGGAAAGAUUUCCGAGGAAAGUCCCUCCAAGAAGAAGAGAAAAUUCGACUUCAGUAAAGCUUAUAAAAGGCAUAUUUUGUUGAAAUUUCUGUAUUUGGGCUGGGAUUAUCAGGGAUAUGCGAGCCAGGAGGACUCAGUAUCUACGAUAGAGUAUCAUUUGUUCAGAGCACUGGAGAAAACGUGCCUGAUUGAGAAGAGAGAAAAUGCCAAUUACCAUCGCUGUGGAAGGACUGACAAAGGAGUUAGUGCAUUUUCCCAGACCAUUUCCAUCGACGUGAGGAGCAAAUUCCCUCCGGAAGACCAAAUGCUUCCAGAAUCACUCGAAAAUGAGCUGAAUUACUGUGUCAUGCUCAAUCAAUCUCUUCCUGACGACAUUCGAUGCAUUUCCUGGCAUCCUCUGGAAGAUGACACGUUUAGCGCGAGAUUCAACUGCCAGGAGAGAUCCUAUAGGUACUUCUUCCCUCGUGGGAAGCUCAGUAUUCCUGCCAUGAGAGAAGGUUGUGUGCAUUUGCAGGGGAGUCACGAUUUCCGGAAUCUCUGCAAGAUGGAUGUAGCUAAUGGAGUGGUCUCCUUUACCAGAACCAUCGAGAGUGCAGUUAUAAAAGAAAUUGCCCAAGAUGGUUCAGAUGAUCCUCACAGCAUGAUGUUCUUGGAGAUCAAAUCAAAUGCCUUCCUCUGGCAUCAAAUCCGAUGCAUAAUGUCUGUCCUAUUGCUGAUUGGGCUAGAAAAGGAGAAGCCCGAAGUGAUUUUAGAACUCCUGAAUGUACAGAAGAAUCCCAGAAAACCGCAGUACAGUUUGGCCAGUGACGUUCCGCUGAAUCUCUACGAAACGAGUUUUGAGGACAAGGACAGCUGGGUCCUGAAUCAGCAGACUUUGGAGCGAGUUAUUCGAGAUUUGGAGACUCAGUGGAUGUUCAGCUCCAUCAAGACGACAAUGAUGCUCGAAAUGGCUAAAGAUCUGAAGAGAAUGCUUCUGGAGAAGUUCCCAGAAGCUUCAGAAGUAGGUUGCAGUGGAGAGGAAUUGAUUCAAGGAGCCAAAAUGAAGAACUACAAGCGACUGAUGGAGCGUUCCAAAGGGGAAAGUCUUGAGGAUCGCAUUGAGCAUUACGUAAAGAAGCGGAGACUCAACGUCAAUCAGCAAUGAAAUGCCUCAAAUUCCGUCAAAUUGAACUCACGUCUGGUAUAAUGGGCUUCUGGGGGCCUCUAAUUGAUGACGAUGCGCAGUUGGGAAUGGUGUUCCUCGGUCGAAGUAAAAGAAUCCAUCGAAUCCAUCGAAACAGGUAGAAUUUACACGUGUUGACACGUGCUUGGAAUAAUUAAACAAUUCUUUUUUCCUAUCUGAUAUUCGUAGCAAUUGAUGAGUUUAUUAAGUUGCAUUUUGGGGGAGAUUAAAAAUAUUGUGACAAGGAGAAUAUUUUGGUUGUUGAUCAGUGAAAGUUGUAUCAGUGAUUGAAUUAAAUCCCAAUAAUUUGUUAA
Molecule: messenger RNA, 1731 nt
Organism: Phlebotomus papatasi
Lineage: Eukaryota; Metazoa; Arthropoda; Insecta; Diptera; Psychodidae
Product: tRNA pseudouridine(38/39) synthase
Exons: 3
Coding region: 98-1399 (433 amino acids)
Biological process (GO): mRNA pseudouridine synthesis; tRNA pseudouridine synthesis
Cellular component (GO): cytoplasm; nucleus
Molecular function (GO): pseudouridine synthase activity; RNA binding
Source: RefSeq, a predicted model, not a curated record